GGAAGGCCAUCCUCUUGAGUACAUGCCCAGCACACGCAGUGAUGGGCCCUGUGAGCACAAGCAAGAUCGGCCUCUGGCUGGAAAUCAGCUUGAUCCUAUUUCAUGUCGGUGUGCUGGGUGCCUGUACUGUCUCCGUGGUGCAGCCAGGUUACCUAGAGGUGGACUACACUUCUGAGACCGUCACCAUGGAGUGUACCUUUUCCACAACUGGAUGCUCUUCAAAGCAACCAAGAAGCCUGUGGUUUCGCUGUGGCACUCAUCAGCCUGAGGCUCUGUGUUUGGAUGGAUGCAGAAAUGAGGCAGACAAGUUCACGGUGAGAGAAACCCUGGACCAGAACCAAGUCUCCCUCACUGUCAACAGGGUGUCUCCAAAUGACAGUGCAAUUUACAUCUGUGGAAUAGUAUUUCCCCAUGAGCCAGCACCGAGAGCUAAACAGACUGGAAACGGGACUACACUGGUGGUGAGAGAAAGAUUUCUCAGCAGGGAGGUGCGCAGUCUCCUGAUAGUGCUCUUAGCACUGCUCUCUGUCUACAUCACCGGGGUGUGUGUGAUCUUCCUAGUCCUCUGCAAAUCAAAAUCUAAGAGUCCAAGAAGUAGAGAAACCAAAGAAGACUCACAAAAGAAGAGUGCUCGGCGAAUCUUUCAGGAAAUCGCUCAAGAAUUAUACCAUAAGAGAUACGUGGAAACAAGCCAACAGCCUGAGAGAGACGGCACUUAUGAAAACAGAAGAGCACUUCCCAACUCUGGAAGACCAUAGAUGUGCUUCACUUUUCAUUAAAUCACUGCAACUGAAA
Molecule: messenger RNA, 795 nt
Organism: Peromyscus maniculatus bairdii (prairie deer mouse)
Lineage: Eukaryota; Metazoa; Chordata; Mammalia; Rodentia; Cricetidae
Gene: Igsf6
Product: immunoglobulin superfamily member 6
Source: RefSeq, a predicted model, not a curated record